AUGGAAAAGCUAACCGAAGAGUUACAGAGACAAUCUCUAAUAAUUGAAAAUUCAAGCCUAAGAAUUAGUCAAUUACAAAGUUCCUCGGUAAGUGCGGGACAGGAAAGGGAAUUGGCCUUGCUUAGACACCGGAUUGCAGAGCUCGAAACCGAUUUUAUGCUUGAGCGUAAAGAACAAGAAGCUUGUAGAGACAAAAUCCAAGAUCUGUAUCAGGAAAAUGAUGAACUAAAACGGCGAAUUGAAAAAAUUGAAAAGAAUUUCGUGCUUGGGCAAAAGGAACAGGAGUUUAACAAAGAAGAAAUGAAAAAAAUGUACCACGAAAACAGUGAGCUAAAUUCACAAAUGGCAAACUUAUAUAACAAAUUCUUGUUCGCCAGCCAAAGGGUUGAGGCUCUUGAUCAAGAAAAUAUGAAUUUGAAAAGUCGAUUUGAAGAUGAAAUUUUUCGGCUUAAGGCCGAAAUAAAAAAACUAUCUGAAGUUUCCCAAAGCAAGAUAAAGGGUUUGGCAAAGUGGGAUUAUAGUGGGACGGAUCACGGUGACCUUUCGUUCAAAAAAGGGGAUAUAAUAAGCGACAUUGUUCUGGUAAAUAACGGUUGGUGGAAGGGAAAAACGCAAAAUGGAGAGUCGGGAAUAUUUCCAGGUGAGUUUUACUUUAUUGGGUAA
Acaulospora colombiana is the source of this 663-nucleotide messenger RNA. The record is from the annotation of a GenBank genome assembly. NCBI's taxonomy places the organism in Eukaryota, Fungi, Glomeromycota, Glomeromycetes, Diversisporales, Acaulosporaceae.